This is a messenger RNA of Xenopus laevis (African clawed frog), 4327 nucleotides long. It is a transcript of the gene rusc1.S, whose product is annotated as RUN and SH3 domain containing 1 S homeolog. Bases 294 to 3647 code for a protein of 1117 amino acids. Gene Ontology annotation, cellular component: cytoplasmic vesicle. The record is from RefSeq and is a predicted model, not a curated record. The transcript is spliced from 11 exons. NCBI's taxonomy places the organism in Eukaryota, Metazoa, Chordata, Amphibia, Anura, Pipidae.
GGUCGGAUGCUGGGGCCAGUGAGACAUCAGUUCAGACUUGAUGCAGCGGCUCCUCCAUUCCCAGUGAAUAUUCUGCUCCCUGUGUUUUUCCCCCCGGGGAGGGAGGUGUCCCGUUAGUGGAGCAGAAGGUUGGCACCACAGAAGCCCGUUGUACCAGCCCAUGAAGAAGUGAUGUCUCUGCUCUGAUGUAGAGGGGCCGUUUCACUAAAGGAGGGUGGGCAAAGUUCUCUCUGAGCAAAUAUUGACCACCCCACUGGAUUCCUUACUGUGACCUCCGGCUGAAAGCUGACACCAUGUUGGCACCUCGAAAAGGCCUUUUGGGCAAUCUCAACUAUGUGCACUUACAGCAUGUGUCUCUAGGGGUGCAACUCUCCCUGUGGCCUGAGCUUAUGGAGGGUCCAUUCACCAAGGGCCCAGGGAAGGAGGAAGAGCUCACUAGCUGUUUCCACUGCACAAAGGAGGGCUCUGCGCCCAAAGAGGUGGAUGCCAAUUCCAAUGACCCUUCUGUUCCGUGCCAAUGUUGUGACCAGCACCCUGGGCAGGGCAACACCUGCAAUUACAGCCCUCGAGAAAAUAUGGAGCCAAAGACCAGCGAUGAUGAGCUCUUGUCUCCUUCGGAUCCUCCUCUCAGCCCAUUCUCCCCGCACUCCAACAGCAGCAGCUCUUCAGAUUUCACUUUGGAUGACUCUCCCGUCUCCAUGUACUUCAGGGAAUUCCUAGAGGAUGGGUGUGAGUCUCCUGACCACCAACCAGAGAUUAUCCCGCUAGAUUCUUCCACUGGAGAACUAAUUUCUUCCAUGGGCCUCUCAUCUCAGGACCAUUCCCUGUGCCUGAACAAUGAGAAGAACCAGUAUAAUAAUCUAAUGGCCAUGACCCAGGAGAUAUCCAAAAACCUCAAUAUAGAGGCCAUAUCCAAAACCUGGGGGUCUGGUUCUACUUUGGAUGCCAACUGUAAUGCAGUGCCAGACUGCCAUACUCUGAAUUUCACUCCCUUGGACAGGGCCAUGGAUAAAGGGGACAUAGAUAAUAGAGCAGAGGCUGUAAGUAGCACAAAGAAGGACAAUGGACCUUCAGCUCCAGAGUUGAGUGAAGAGUCAGAAGCCUGUACCCAAUCUUACCAGGAAGCAGAAGACUAUAUUACCAGUGUGUCCAUGCCAGGACUGUCCCAAAGCCCUAGGAAGAACAUCACCUCAUUUCAUGAAUUAGCCCAGAAAAGGAGAAGAAGUGGAGGGGUCCCCCCAGCCCUACAAGGAAAGAAAGACAAGAGUGACUGGCUAAUCAUGUUCUCCCCAGACACAGAACACCCCCCAAUCAAUGAACUGACAUGCUCAGACUUCUUCCAGAGAAAUGUAGGCUCCAACAUCCAAACCCUUCCAGCAGGCAAGGAGACCAUCACAUUCAAAGAGCUGCGUUAUUGCAAUGCCCUUGUCAAGCAGAGCAGCCUUCUAACAAAAUGUCAGCCUGAUGGACAGAAGGAGCCCCUACAGCCUUCUGGAGGACAGAGGUGGCCUCAAAACACAGCAGGAGAGAAGGGUCCUCAGAUCCCAGUUGGCAGUGACCCAGGACUGAGGUGCCACUCUGAGGAACACAGUGAGAUCCAGGAGCCAUCUAAAAAAGACAAGGCCCUCCAUGACCCACCUGCUGGUGAGUUUAAGCAGCACUCACAAACAAUGGCAAAGGGAGACAAUCUUAGGCUGUCCUUCAGAGACCUGGGACCUCAACGCUCAUGCACAGGGGUGGACAAUAGUAUAAAUAAGCCCCUACAUGGAGCUCACACUGCAAGUCCCUUGGCAUCUCUGAGAGAUUUUACCCUGGGGGGAGGAUAUUUCCACUGCACCUUCCUGAGCAACAGAUUAGAGAAACCGCAAGUAGUCCCAUGCUCCAAGCCAACCACAGCCAAGAACUGGAUCCGAGGGAUGGCAGAUGGAGGAGACAAGAGAGGCAGAGAAGUUAGAGGAGCCUCACAAUUGUGGCCCCAGGCUUCUCUCUCCCCUCAUGUUCUUGCCCCACUCUCGGCUAAACCCACACUGCUCUGUCAGUUUGCCCCGGGCAAUGCCCCAGCACCUCAAACCCCCGGCUUGCCUUUGCCCCCCACCCGCCUCUCACCACUGGGGGCCUUUUCCCCCCCAUAUCGGGGGCUGCUGCCCAUGCUGGACCCCCCAGAAUUCUCUGUACUGAUGUCACCGCUGUAUCCGAGGAGCAGGACCCACCCCAGACUGACCACAGAGGAAGCAGCCCCCCAACAGGAUUCACCAGCAGCCGCAGCGCACACACAGUUGAUGGCCGGUGGGAGAGAAGAGUCACUGCUCAGGGACAAGAAAGGUCUGUUGGUUGCGAUUGGCUCCUCCGUGGACAAGAUCAUUGGGCACUUUAACAGCAGCAGGAACCACGUGCAGAAGGCACAGUUGGGAGACAGUCGUCUGAGCCCAGAGCUUGGCCACCUCCUCCUGGGCGGCCUGUGCCCGUCUCUCUACUCCCUAUUGGCUGACGGCCUCAAGCCUUUCCACCGGGACAUUAUCGUGGGCAGGAGGAGGCUGAGCCCCUGGAGUCUGGUGGAGGCUUCUGUUGUCAGGGCAGGCGCUGGGCCCCUCCACACCCUCCUGUGUAACAUCGGCCGCCUGUCACAACUCAGGGACCCCCGGCGCAGGUUCAACGCAUUUGUCUUCGGCCUCCUCAACACCAAACAAGUGGACUCUUGGGUCUCCCUCCUGCACCAGUCAUACGAUUCCCUGUGUCUGUUCUUUGCCCCCACGGGAUUCCUGCCGCUGGCUGUAAGGAGUGAGCGGGGGCUACUGGACGAGUUAGUGGUGACCCUCCAGCCCCUGUCGGCCCUCACGUUCCAUGUGGAUCUUCUGUUUGAGCAUCACCACCUCCCCCUGCACGAGGCCCCCCAUCCCUGGGGCCGUCCCUCUCUGCAGGACAUUCUCAGCUUGGGGGGCUGGAUCACCCCCACCCCAACCCCAACCGGCCCGUGUGCCAGGCUCCCCCCCCAGGACUCCGGCACCAGCUGGUGGGGGCAACUGAGCCGGGCCUCGCGCAUCUACCUGCCCCCAGAAACUUUCUCCUCCCACUGGAACAAACCAACACACCUGGGUGGGCCCAAGAAACUGGACGCAGAGCCAACGGAAACCCCGCCGGAAUUGUCUGAUACAAGUGCCCCCCCUACAGACCAGACUGGAGACUCCGCCCCCUCAAUGGGAGACACUGAAUGGAGUUCUGGGGCAGCAGAGGAACCAGCAGAAAAGAACCAACAGAACAGCCCCCAUAUUGCACCAAGCGCUGGAGAACGGGGGGGGGUCUGGCUGGGGCAUUUGUUUGGGGCAAAACCUUCUCCCACCCAAGCAAAGAAAAAGUCACGACUGCCCUCCACCUGGCUGCCCCCCAGUAUGAGUGUCCUGGAUCUGAUUGGAUUCUCCCCAUCAUCAGAGAGAGCUCAGAGUGUGGCCCCGGGGCCAGACGAGAGCAAAGGGAAGAGUGAGAGGUGGGUUCGGGCCUUGUGUGACCAGUGUGGGUCGGAGGAGGGGCUGAGCUUCAGGAAGGGGGAGGAGCUUCAGGUGAUGAAUACGGUGGACGAGGACUGGAUCCGGUGUCGUCGGGGGAAUGAGACGGGAUUGGUCCCCGUGUGUUACACCUCCCUCAUUCUGUGACCCCCCAAAACCGCCAUCUCAUUCCCAGUGACUACUGGGUGCCAAUUCCAAGGCCUCCGUGCAAGUGCUGAUUUUCUACAGGACAUUGAGGGGCCCCAGUCUGAUCCCUGUUGCACCCCACUAUGUACAGGAGCAGAGCCAGCCCCUCUAUAACUAGAAUGGGCACAAAGGGCAAAUAGUCAUCGACAACGAGUUUCAUCAUUUGGGACCUGCCUACUAAUGUCUGUAAUUGGGCAAGAGGGUAGGGGGUGAUAGUAAGCUCUGCAGACCAGUUUAGUAUCUGUCCCACAUAGUAUCUGAUGUUUCCCUGCGAGUGAGGCACAUGGGGGUGCUUAUCAUGUUUAGGGGUACAGUUUGCCCCUGUUCAACUCUGAUUGAAAGAAAUGUGAGGGGACCCCAAAUCUUAUCUGUGCCCCUCAACUAUUUGGGGCAGUACCUACUGAUCAAUAAACUGCACUAUUGGCUGCACCCAGUAACUCCGCCCUUUGGCUGCAGGGCCACACCCACAAGUAUUGUCCACUUGGACUGCCCUAAUGCCCCACUAUAUAGAAUUGUCAAUGUAUAGUUAGAUUGUAAGCUCUUGGGCAGUGAUUAUUCUAUGUCCUGUGCACAGUAAUGGGGGGGGGGGUAUAUAUUGACUCACAUCCCUACGGCCGUAAUAAAACUUCCAAAGAACCAAA